Messenger RNA from Cebus imitator (Panamanian white-faced capuchin), 646 nucleotides. RefSeq names its product RING-box protein 2-like. Gene Ontology annotation, molecular function: zinc ion binding; ubiquitin protein ligase activity; cullin family protein binding. Gene Ontology annotation, cellular component: Cul5-RING ubiquitin ligase complex; nucleus. Gene Ontology annotation, biological process: ubiquitin-dependent protein catabolic process; protein ubiquitination. Bases 1 to 348 code for a protein of 115 amino acids. NCBI's taxonomy places the organism in Eukaryota, Metazoa, Chordata, Mammalia, Primates, Cebidae. The record is from RefSeq and is a predicted model, not a curated record. The transcript has a single exon.
AUGGCCCACGUGGAAGAAGGUGAGGAACCCUGCGCCCUGUCCUUUCACUCCCGGGGCGCAGGCUCCAGGUCCAGGUCGGGAGGCAGCAAGAUGUUCUCUCUCAAGAAGUGGAACGCGGUGGCCAUGUGGAGCUGGGACGUGGAGUUCCAUAAGCGCACCAUCUGCAGAGUCCAGGUGAUGGAUGCCUGUCUUAGAUAUCAAGCUGAAAACAAACAAGAAGACUGUGUUGUGGUCUGGGGAGAAUAUAAUCAUUCCUUCCACAUCUGCUGCACGUCCCUGUGGGUGAAACAGAACAAUUGCUGCCCUCUCUGCCAGCAAGACUGGGUGGUCCAAAGAAUCGGUAAAUGAGAGUGGUUAGAAGGCUUCUUAGUGCAGGUGUUCAGAGCCCUGGUGGAUCUUGUUAUCAAGUGCCCUACAAAGGCUAGAACACUCCAGGGAAUUAAUUCUUCAAAUAGGAGUCGAUGGAUCUGUGGUCCUUUGGGACCCACCAAAGGCUUGGUUUAGCAUUUUGUAGUUUUAUUUUCAGAAAUUCUCUGCAAUUAAUAAGAUAAUUUAUUAAAGAUGGUCCUUUCUACCUCUGUGGUGUGUGCUACAAAAAAAGGAGAGAACUCUAAAUUGAAUCACCUUUUUAAUUUACCCAUUUCUG